GCCCUCCCCCGCGGCGCCAGCCUCUGGAAUCUGGCAUUGCCCCCACCUCGCCAGUCGAAGUGGGAGUCCCGAUUGGCGGGGCCUCGCCGCCAUACCCAGGCCGAAUGGCGGUUGGGAGGGAAGUCGGCAGAGCUUGGCCUCAGCAUCCGCGCCCCUGUGGAAGGACGGCAGAGGGGAGCCAUUUCACCAGCCUCUCUUCUUCUGGGGUCUCGGGAAACACGCGGUUUCACUAGUUCCAGGCGUCUGCAGAAAGAUUUGAAACAGAAGAUGAUGGCCACUCCGAACCAGACUGCCUGUAAUGCAGAGUCACCAGCAGCCCUGGAGGAGGCCAAGACAUCUGGUGCCCCAGGGAGCCCCCAAACACCCCCUGAGCAUCAUGACCCUGGUGGUUCCCUGCCCCUGACACCCCGGAUGGAGAGCCACUCAGAAGAUGAAGAUCUUGCUGGGGCUGUUGGAGGCCUGGGCUGGAACAGUAGGAGUCCCUGGACCCAGAGCUCAGGGGGCUGCUUAGCUGAGGCCGUACUGGCCCGGAAGAAACACCGUCCGCGGCCGUCGAAGCGCAGAAGGCACUGGCGGCCCUACCUGGAGCUGAGCUGGGCUGAGAAACAACAACGGGAUGAGAGGCAGAGCCAGAGGGCGUCCCGGGUCCGAGAGCAGAUGUUCGCCAAAGGCCAGCCCGUGGCCCCCUGCAACACCACCCAGUUCCUGAUGAAUGACCAAGACCCGGAAGAGCUCAACUUGGAUGUGCCCCCUGGGGUCUCCCACCCAGGUUCCAGUGGGGAGAGUGAGGCCGGGGACAGUGACGGACGGGGCCAAGUGCACGGUGAGUUCCAGCAGAGGGACUUCUCUGAGGCUUACGAGCGCUUCCGCACCGAGAGCCUGCAUGGUCGCAGCAAGCAGGAGCUGGUGCGAGACUACCUGGAGCUGGAGAAGCGGUUGUCGCAGGCCAAGGAGGAGAGCAGGAGGCUGCAGCAGCUGCAGGCAUGCACAGGCCAGCAGUCCUGCCGCCAGGUGGAGGAGCUGGCCGCCGAGGUCGAGAGGCUCCGGACCGAGAACCAGAGGCUUCGGCAGGAGAACCAGAUGUGGAACCGAGAAAGCUGCCGCUGUGACGAGGAGCCGGGUACCUAGGGGUGCCCCGGAGCCUGGUGGACACAAGGAGAAGGUCUUAUUUCAUGCACACUCAGGUCAGCUGGGUCUCAAGGAGGCAGGUGGCAGAUGAAAACCACCCUCAACAUCCUGUGCCCCCUGAGAACGGCUAAGUCGAUUCAGACUCCCACCUCACCAUUUUCACAGUUGGUUCUUCCGUGUCAACCUGUUUUUUACAGAGAAAUUAAAUGGUCUUGGUGGGACCACAAAAAAGUUUUAUUUUCGUUUUGUUUUGUUUUGUUUUGUUUUGUUUUUUCUUGCAGGAACAGUGGUUUAUUGACCAGACAGGCCUCCCCAGCCCGGCCACUGCUCCCCGAGGGGGCUGGAGCUCUGUGGGCUGGCCCUGGCAGAAGGCAGACAAUCCUCUAGGUCCAAGGACAUGCGGGUCACGGAGGUAGGGACUUGGGCCCACACAUCCGAGGAGAGUUCCC
Callithrix jacchus (white-tufted-ear marmoset) is the source of this 1577-nucleotide messenger RNA. The record is from RefSeq and is a predicted model, not a curated record. NCBI's taxonomy places the organism in Eukaryota, Metazoa, Chordata, Mammalia, Primates, Cebidae.